AGGGUAGCGAAAUACAAGUGUCACGUAAUUGACGGUUGAUUUUUGAAGCAAUUGAUUGUUUGAAGCGCGCGAUCAUUGAGUUCAUUGAAUUGCAAUCCAUUGGUUGGUUGUGUCCAUCGAUUAACUGAUCCAUUGAUUGAUUGAUUUACUAUCAGAAGAAAAAACCCAUCGAUGAACUCAAAACAGAUGGCAAACAACAACUACAAGAAGUUAUCGACAAAGCGUACACCACUGCAGACAAGUUUGUCUCAAAAUAGUACCUCUGGUUACGGAUUAACCGCCAGAUCUUUGACACUCUUCGGCUACAAUAAACAGAUAUCAGUCGAAGAACACAACAAAGUAUUGAUUCAAAACCAAAGACUGGCCAAAGAAAACUCUGUACUGAAGUCACAGUUAUCCGCAUAUAAGGAGUCGUUAAGGAAGAAGUCAAACAAUAAUGUCGAGCAAAAACAGCAUUUGACAAAAGCCAGGAUUGAAAACGAGUCACUCAAACAACAGAUCAAAUCAAUGGUCAACACCUGUGAAGUGAUCGAUCGCAUCAAAUAUAUGGUUGACGUCCUCAUCGAAGUCGACAACAAAGUGGGAACAAUGAAAGGUGUGAUGACAUCGUUAGAGUCAACCCUUGUGUCCAAUAACAACAACAGCAACACCAACAAUACGGUCGCUGCCGAUGCAGACAUUACUAACGAAAGCGUUGACCCAUUUUGGACAUUAAAUGAGUCGUCGAGACACGAGUCGUAUCGGUAUUCACUCACAAGUCAGGAACAGGAUAUCCGACGGCGUCUGUCGGCCGAUAGAAUUAAACACGACUUUCAAGUUAUGACCGAAUUGAGCACAAUAUUGGAGAUGUCACGAGAAAACAGGAUCAGCUCUUUCGGAUUUAUUGCUGACACUACUCACAACUCGGUCUCUAUGGACACCAUAAAUACGGAAGCCAUGAACGAUAUUGUGGUCAAUGAUGUUAAUAUGGCCACCACAUCGACAGCCAAUUCCAAUGCUGUCACUGUCGACACUACUAAAGUUAAAACAUCAAAGAGGAAUAGCUCUGGAAAGACAGUAAAGGCUAAGCGCAGCCGUAGAACUAAAGGACAGACCGCCGCCGCUAAACAAACUAAAGGCAAAUCUAUUGAAACUUCUGUGACUAAUAGCAGUCCAAAUGAUAUCUCGAUCUAUGACUUUACCGAUGACGACGACAAGGAGAACAUUGCGCCCAUAUUUUCAAAGAAAGUGGUGACACGAAAGUCCAAACGCAUCGGUUCAAUGGCCAAGAAAACGGUACCACUUUAGGCAACAUUCAUA
Messenger RNA from Oppia nitens, 1299 nucleotides. RefSeq lists its product as uncharacterized. The coding region runs from base 172 to 1287 and encodes 371 amino acids. The record is from RefSeq and is a predicted model, not a curated record. The transcript is spliced from 2 exons. NCBI's taxonomy places the organism in Eukaryota, Metazoa, Arthropoda, Arachnida, Sarcoptiformes, Oppiidae.